Carcharodon carcharias (great white shark) is the source of this 1169-nucleotide messenger RNA. RefSeq lists its product as uncharacterized. The record is from RefSeq and is a predicted model, not a curated record. Lineage: Eukaryota; Metazoa; Chordata; Chondrichthyes; Lamniformes; Lamnidae. The transcript is spliced from 9 exons. The coding region runs from base 123 to 1139 and encodes 338 amino acids.
GCAACAGAUUCAUGAUAUCCGUCAUUUCUAAGCUGACGAGUUGGAAAGACUAGUAGGAAGGUGAAGAAAGUCGCUACUUUGUGUUUUCUUCUCCAAACAUUGUGCGGGAAUCUCCUUGGGAAAUGUUUUCUUUCUCAGUUUUGAUUGGAAUCGCUCUUUUCGGUGCGCUUACUGGAAAGGAUGACGUCUAUGACUUACCGAAGCCAGACUUGUUCAUGGAUCCACCCUAUGAAGUGUUUGUUAACGGAGAGAAUAUAACAUUGAAGUGUCGCUGUCACUGCCCCUUCACAAGAAUCCAAUACUACCACGGAAGCGUCAAUUUGGAUUAUAAUGAUUAUCCACUAGAACCAUGUAAGGCACAUCUUGAUUAUCUGCAUCAUGCGGUGGCUGAAGGGUAUUAUAGAUGCCAAUGCAUGGCUCUUGAGAAUAAUACAUGGAGAAAGUCGACGGAGAGCGACCCCGUUCACAUACAUUUAGCAGGUCAACUUUCACAACCGUCUAUCAUCAAAUCGAAGGCAACUUUAAGCAGAGCAAGUAUUUUGAUUUCCUGCAAAGGUGACAUUCGUUCCACAGGGGGGAGGUUUUACUUGUACAACAAUCGAUACGACCAACCUCAACAGGUUCUUGAAGUGCUUGCCCAUGAGCGGACCGUGAGCUUUACCGUAAAAGUGGUGGAAAACAGUUCCGUAGGAAAUUAUAGUUGCCGCUACGGAACAAAGGUUUUAGGACGAUGGAUGGAGUCCCCACUAAGCCCAACCAUUGCAGUUACUGAGGGAGCCGGAGACAAUGAGUUGUUGUUACACGUUGGCCUGGGCUGUGGCGCUUCAAUCAUCGUUGUACUGACUGUGGUGCUCACUUCAAUCUUCAUCGUCAAGACAGGGCGAAACAAAAGGCAGAAAUUCGAGAGAGGUGGAGCCGCAGCCUGUGAAGUUCACCUGGAAGAAGACAACGAUAACAUGUAUGUCAACCCAAAUUCCUGUUCAUAUUAUGACGCCAUGGGUGUAUCUCCAGGAGUGGCAAAGAAUGAGGAGGAGGGACUUCUCUAUGCUACGUUGAAUUUGGAAGUGCUGAAUGAGAAUGCUGCUGCCUCCGUGUUCAGUGGUGAGACUGUCGUUUACAGUGACGUGAAAAAUGAAUAGCAUUUCUCGUUAGCAUCUACCUGGCUUGUU